This is a messenger RNA of Kluyveromyces marxianus DMKU3-1042, 1533 nucleotides long. RefSeq names its product Nis1p (gene NIS1). Lineage: Eukaryota; Fungi; Ascomycota; Saccharomycetes; Saccharomycetales; Saccharomycetaceae. The transcript has a single exon. The coding region runs from base 1 to 1533 and encodes 510 amino acids. The record is from RefSeq and is a predicted model, not a curated record.
AUGUCUAUAAACUCGGGCGAAACGUUUGAUCGUCAACCCGUUAUUGACCUCAGUUCUCACAACCUGGGCAGUCGCUUAAAUGAUUCGUUUCCUAAUUCAAUGAAUGCAGCGUAUACUAGUGGUUUGGAUCAACAUAUAUCUAGUAAUGAACUGCUGAUACGACGUAACUAUAAUCAGUCAUCGUCUCAUGAGAGCCCACCUAGUGGUGUGACGAUCCCUUCAGGUGAAAGGCUUCUACUAAGCCCCUACGAGGAGGAGUUGUAUCUGCGAAGCCUUAGACUUAAUAAAGUCCCUUCUAAUAAUGCGAUACCAACGGUAACGAUGUUGGCUGAAGAUGGGAAACCAAAGAGUAAAUCUGCGGUGCCUCUUCCCUAUAUGCAAGACUUUGAACAAUUUCAAGCAGAACAAGAGAAGAAUCAUCUGCGAAGAAAACAGCAGAGUGACGAGAAUGAUUCAUGGCUAGAUGCAUUUACUAAAUGGUCGAAAUAUUCAUCUGGAAAGUUCAAACGGGGGAUAAAACAUUCCAAACCAUUGAAAAGAACACACUCUUCAAUAAGAAGAAAAGAUUUCACGGUGAAUUCGGAAUAUCAAAAGUACAACAAGCAGGGAAAGUUCAUCUUCCACAAGGGUUUCUCUGCGAGAAAUAACUCAAACAAUUCCAUUCAAAGAAAGUAUUCCGUAAAAACACACAGACGCAUGAGAUCAAGAUUUAAAAACGAACAAGAAUUAAUGUCAUACAUGCGGUAUAUCAAUAUUAGUGAGCUUGAUAUUACUGAAGUUGUUAAUGAUGAUUAUAUACGAAUGUUUUUCCUGGCCAAAAAUUCUCUUAAAAGUCUUGUUUCGGUCCAUCCCCCAAUAAACUCCUUUAGAGUUCCCUUAAAUCAGUACAAUGAAAUAUUACGCAAGGUAUCGAAACGCAAAAUAACCUCUCCAAAUCUUGUAAAGAGACCAUCUAUAUCCAGGAAAUUAUCGGCAAAAAAUAGACGUGUUUGCAGGUCAAGUACGGCACCUAUUAUUAGAAAAUCCUUUGCAGAAAGGCUAAAUCCUGAGCUUUAUGAUGUGUGGAAUUCAUAUUUGAAGGCUAUUAUUACAAAAAGAAUAGAGUUGAGAUUGUCCUGUUUGUUAAGUGAAGAUAUGUCAUCGCUCGUUUCAUCAUUAGAUAGUCCUCCGAUCAUACGCGUAACUACCGCUCCUGAGAUGGAGCAGGGAACGUCAACUAACCCAAUUAUAAUUGAUGACGAUAACGAUAAAGAUGAAAAUGAUGAAGAUGAAGAUAAUUUAUACCAAUCGAGUGCGUAUCAAAACCCUACAUAUAAUCAAAUUACCAGGACUUUGCACCAAUACGAUGUCAGUGAUAAUGACAGUGAGAUUAACAGUAGGCCAACUACAAGCGUAUUUUCUAUCCGGCAAUCAAUGACAAGCGCUGAUCAAAAUAGGCAGUCAUUCUUUUUCCCUCCUGAUGAUCCGAGGAUGCAUAAAAUAGAUGAAGAGAAGUCGAUACACAGUAUAACAUCUAGAAAUACUAUAAAUUGA